GUCUUGUUUGAUUCCGUCCGCUCUCCUCCUGUAUCCCAUUGCUAGUGCCGGUCGACCUCAUGCUUGCUGGCUGGCUUCAAUAAGCCCACCGAGUGAGCCAAGUCGUGCGGCAUUAACACUCUCGGGAGCGACCACGCCGCCGACUUGUAUCGUAUUAGCGAUAAUGUUGUUUUCCCGUGACGAAUUCACCAAAGAUGAGCAAAUCAAACUCGAGUGAACCCGAUGGGAGUCGAACUGUCUUGCAUUUACCACCCUCCAAUCCGCAACUCAUUACUAAGAUCCCCAACAUCUUACCUCAUGAGCGCGUUUUCCCAAUUCAAAUAGGCUCCGAUCUGUUCAAGCUCUCUGGUGCUUCUCUCUCAUCGGACGCACCGUCAUAUUUCUCGCAGUACUUCCUAUGUCAGAUAAAGGCUGCUGAGGAAUCCGGAGACGACUUGUCUACUGCUAUCCGUACACUUUAUAUUGACCGGGACCCGGUAACCUUCGGAGAUAUUGCUCUCCAUCUGCAGGGAUAUCAUGUCACCCCUCGCGAUGGCACGCACUUCGUGCGUUUGUUCGCUGAUGCGCAGUUCUAUACCUUACCUAAGCUGAUGUCUCGGCUUUAUGAAGAGUCAAUCUUCAUCUCGAUAGGGCAUCGGGAGUUUCAGAUUCCUCGAGAUAUGUUCACGGGACCCGGGAAUUCACCUAAUUUCUUUUCUUUAGGCUUCGGUCUUUUCUUCUCGUCGCCAAAAGACCUAUAUCCCGGCCUGGAUCGCAAUGAUUUGAUUAGGCCGCCCUCUAUUAUGCCGCCGUCGGUUCCGAACCGCUCCGCUGAUACCUUUGCUGAGCUUCUGCAAAUCUUACGCGGCUAUCCCGUGCAUAUCCGCGACGAAGCGCAUCGAGCGUCACUCCUUAUGGAUUGUCGUUACUUCAACUUCAAGGCUCUCGAACAAAAGCUACUACCUCAUCAUAUAAGCUAUAACCAAUCGCGUAGGAAACAUGAGAUUUUGAUGAGGGUCGAAGAUAUCUUCAAGUCCGGUAUCUCAGUGAUGAACAACAACUCGGGAGAUUUCAGUAACGUUUUAGGGGGCUCAUUUUCAGGAUGGGUCAACUACAUGAGACCUUAUGAGGAUGACAAGCAGCGGGAACUGAUCCUAGAAAUCGGGGGAGAAGCCACCAAGCUGCAUUUGAACAUCAUGCGUGCAGAAUUUUUCGGCCAAAUAAAGACUCGAAUUGCAAGAUUAUUCGAGGUGAUCGCGACGAAACUGAACCUCCCCACGACGCAACCUUUAGGCCUACUGAUGGCUUCAGGGGGGGCUGAUAGCCAGCCUGCGACCCCAGGGAACACCCCCUUAAGUGAAGACUUGGUACGCAUAUCGCUCGACCCGGAGGCGCACAUUAUGCUCGAUGGGAAACAAUACGUCCCCGACUCUGAUAUUGAGGAGCUGGCUAAUGCACUGGCAACCUCCCCUUCUGGUGGUAUGGGUGGUGGGCAAGAAUCACCUGGGUCAAGUGCAGCCGCAUCUCACGGCCCAUCACGAAAAAGAAGACGGGUGGAUACCACCGGCCAGGUCGCCGAGGAAUGGGUUGUUCGAACUGGGCAAUGGAGACUACGCAUACAGAGCGCCAAGAACGGGAAAAGUGUGGUCGAGUGUGUGCUUGUUGCAGUCAAGCUCGACGCUUAUAGCGUAGAGCAAAGCCGCAAUGCUCACCGGGGGUUUCUCCUGAGUUGAUGUCGGAGCUUAGGGGAGUGGCCACACCAAAGGCGACAGACAUCAUAAAUGAUACGAUGGCGCAUUAUAUAUUUCUCAACGUACAUUGCGAACACGAACUAUGUAUGAUUGUAUUUGAAGCGAGUUGUCAUUUGUACAGGACAUAUAGCGAGCCAUACUCUUUAUUAGUUACCAUUAUAUUUCACCUGUAGAUAACAAGAAAAAGUGCAUUUAGACCUGCGAUGCGCAAUAUUUACUCUACACUCCUCAUAUUAAUUCACAGGACUCUAUC
Molecule: messenger RNA, 1983 nt
Organism: Xylaria bambusicola
Lineage: Eukaryota; Fungi; Ascomycota; Sordariomycetes; Xylariales; Xylariaceae
Exons: 2
Coding region: 195-1712 (505 amino acids)
Source: RefSeq, a predicted model, not a curated record